GAAGCCCCAGGCCACAUUGCCUUCUAGUAAACGGGUGAAGUCUACCUCUGAUGAACGCCUCCUACACCGCCCAAAAGCCCAGGUCACGUUACCUCCGGCUGUGGAAGAAACGGAGCCGCUCCAGAAGCUGUACAAUCUCCUGGAAGCCAAGGAGUUUAAGACACGGAUGGAAGGAGUGGCACUCCUCCUAGACCUGUGCAAAAGCAGCCCCCAGCUCGUCUCCACUAACACUGUCCAAAUUUUUGAUUAUUUUGUCCCGAGACUUGGUGAUACGCACAAGAAAGUGAAGCAGAAGGCGCUGGACGUGCUGGCUGAAAUCAUAGGCAUCCUGAAAGAUGGCUUAAACCCAGUGAUCAUCUGUCUGGUUGAAGGAAUAACAAACAACCUAAACUCAAAGGACCCCGGGGUUUAUGCCGCAGCUGUGAAAGCGCUGGAAGAAUCCAUGGCUCACUUAGCGCUUGUGGCAUGGGUUUAUCCCAGGAGCCCCGAAGUCGUCCAGCGCUACGCCCUGCCCGUGCUCUGGUCCUUCCUGGGGAACAAGGCGCUGCCUGUCCGAAGCGCCAAUGUCCGCACUGUGGUCACCAAGCUUGCCUGCGCCCUCUACAAGGUGAUGGGCGCCAAGCUGAGGAAGCAUGCUGCCAGCCAGCCUCCACAUGUGCGGGAAAACCUCUCCGACAUUUUGGGCUGGUGAAGGCUCGAUGACCUGCAGAGAGAUGACAAAGUGCUGAGUUGGACACCUCCGGACGUGACUUCUUAGCUGUGCCAAAAAGGACAGAAUGCAAAGGAAGGGUGUGCACCUGCCCCCGCUCUCUCCACCCCCCUUCCUAGUCGUGGCAUGG
Messenger RNA from Corvus hawaiiensis (hawaiian crow), 839 nucleotides. RefSeq names its product TOG array regulator of axonemal microtubules protein 2-like. The record is from RefSeq and is a predicted model, not a curated record. Gene Ontology annotation, biological process: microtubule cytoskeleton organization. Bases 167 to 691 code for a protein of 174 amino acids. Gene Ontology annotation, molecular function: microtubule binding. The transcript has 4 exons. Gene Ontology annotation, cellular component: cilium; cytoplasmic microtubule. NCBI's taxonomy places the organism in Eukaryota, Metazoa, Chordata, Aves, Passeriformes, Corvidae.